CUAGGCUAUACAAUUAGAGCUGCCGAUCUGAAGGCGUGAACUCUGAGAGAGCAGUCAGAGAGCAAGCAUCACAUUCACCGGGAAUAGCCAAGUGCCUAAACAAGAUACACAUACGAUGACGACUCCUGGAAAUACCAGCUUUGAGAAUCAAACAACAGACGAAUUAGUUGACUCAAAGUUUCGUUACACUCUAUUUCCUAUAUUCUACGGUAUUGUUUUUGUCUUGGGGUUGCUGGCCAACUGCUAUGCUCUUUAUGUGCUGCACUAUAUGCGGGAAUCUAAAGCUAUGAAUGAGAUUCGAAUCUACAUGACCAACCUGACUGUUGCAGACCUGUUGUUCGUGUCCGCUCUACCGUUCUGGAUUGGCUACUACGUGCAUAACGGUGACUGGAAGUACUCGGAUGCCCUCUGUCGUAUCACAGGCACGUUUUUCUUCAUUAACACGUACUGCUCUAUUCUCUUCCUUACUGCCAUCAGCAUUAACCGUUACUGGGCUGUUACCAGGCCUCUGGUCGCCGCCUCUUCUGACUGCUGGAGACGUGGAGCAAUUGUCUCAGCGGCCAUCUGGGUCGUCACUCUUGUGGCAUCGGUUAUAUACCUCACUAAACCGGGAAUUCAGAUCAAUAAGAUUAAGAAUGAGAACAUUUCUCGCUGUUUCGAGGGUUAUCAAGAUAAUAAAGAUAACGAUAAAAAUGCAGUGGCCGUCACCCACUUCAUCAUUAUUGGCUUGUUCUUUCUUGUUUUCACAAUGGUAAUUGUCUGCAACAUCUUGAUCGCUCGAGCUCUUCUGUCUCAACCCAUCAGUCAGCCUCAAGCCAGCACGGGAAAGCGUCCAGGCGGUACCAAGCGCAGAGCUUUGAGGUUGUUGUGUGCUGUCGUGGGCGUCUUUGUGAUCUGUUUCCUGCCCCAUCACGUGGUGCAGGGUCCUUGGGCAUUGUCGGUGCUUUACCUGAAUCUUUGGAGCAAGGAGACUCGCCAAAGCUUAAACGAUGCUCACCAGAUCACCCUCAUGCUUAUGGGGAUCAACUGCCUUCUGGACCCACUGGUGUAUUGCUUCGCCACCACCAAGUUCCGCAAGUACAUCCAGGGUCAUUUCACAAAGAUCAAGAAAAACAAACACUGCUCACGCAACACAUUAAGCACAGUAGUGUCCCUGAAGAGCAGACAUCAGAGCGAAUUCUGAAUGCUGCCAAAGAGCAGAACACUGAUAUUUGGUGUUCAUUUUAAUCAGUUAAGAAUCUUAUUCCGAAUUAUUCAUAUUUGAGCAGAAUUUAAUUUCAAUUCAAAAUUAGGUUCUGUUUGUUUUUUGUUUUUUUAAAGGGUUUCUCCCAGAAAUGAAAAUGAUGCUAUCAUUUACUCAUCCUCAAGUCAUUCCGAACCUGAACGACUUUCUUUCUUCAUGUGGAACACAAAAUAAGACAUUUUAAAAUAUACUGCAUUGUUUUGAAAGUCAAUGAAAUCCAGUGUUUUUUGUUGUUGUUGUAACAUAGUGUGAAAAAAGAAAGUAGGCUGGGUAAAUAAUAACAGAAUUUGAAGUUCACCUUUCAAUUGCUGCUACGUUUUCAAACAAUAGAGUAUUUCAAGCAUGAUUAUUAAACGUGCAUUUAUAAAUGCUUUAUACACUGAAACAUUAAGCUUUUAUAUUGUGAUUCCUAUAUUGUCGUAUUAUCUCUUAAAGAGAUAAUCCACCCCAAAAUUAAAAGUGUGUCACCAUUUACUUAUACCCUGAUGUCAAUUUUUAUGACUUUCUUUUUUUCGGAGGAACACAAAAGAAGAUAUUUUGAAAGUCAGUGGAAUUCUAGCAACAUUCGACCCUAUUAUUGACUGAAACAUACUCCACAUAUCUUCUUUAAUGUUUCACAGAAGAAAGUGAAAUGAAAAGUCAUGGGGGUUUGUAACCACGAGGGUAAGUAAAUGAUGCCAAUCUUAAAAUGUCUGCACUUGUGUAGGUGGAACUGACCUAUAUGUAUGUGUGUCAUGUUAAAGAAUUCUCAUUCUUGUUAUCAUAUAAGGAGGCAGUCUUCUGUAGAAUGAAGAAGACAAAUGAGUAAAGAGGAUGCUGGUGGUUAAUCUUGCCAUAUGAGAGUUGAUGAUAAUAAUAGAAUGUGUUUCUUUCACACAGUCUUUACUGGAACAUAAUUCAGUUCAGUUUAGUUUAUUUAUCCCUUAGGAAAUUGGUUUUGCAAUUGGUUUUGGAAAUUGGUAAAUUAAUGUUUAGAGAUCAUGUGUGAAUGGGACCUUUUCAAAAUUACCGGUAAUCAGUUUUUUUGGUUGGCUUAUGAGAAAUUGUAACAUUAUCUGUAAAUUACCAGUAUGAUAACUGUGUGUGAACUAAGAAUAUGAUUGCCGGUAUGAGUAUGUAUGAGGGCAGGAUGUGCAUGUGUGAGAAGUCUGCUUUGGGGCAACCAUAAAACUCUGUUGAGCAUUUUAAUUGUUUUUCUAUGUAAACGUGCUAGACGGACAUCUGACAAUUUGCUCCGUGCCACGUGCUUGAGAGUGAGACCCUGCCUUCAUUUCCCUUUAUCGGUGCUGUGGCUCUGCUGAACAUUGUUGUGCUAACUGCAGUACUAUAUGCCCUAUUGUAACUAGCUUUUCCUUUAGCGUCAGUUCGAUGACGCCGUAGGAUCGCGUCAUGUAACUGACGCUAAAGGGCGCCUAAGGCGUCAAAUAUUGAAGCAUGGUCAAAAGGUGACGCCUUGGGGUGAGAAUGCGUUGGGUUUAAUGUCUGAUGAAAGAAGCUAUCUGUUUCCUGUGAUCACUGGAAGUGUCACUGUUCAUUUUGUUAGGGUGAAGUUGUGGUGCUGCUGAACAGUCAAGAUUAUUUGUAAUAUAGAUUGCACAAUAAGGUGGUCAAUGUGUGUCUGAUCUGAUGUCUCUAUGACAACAAAUCAGCCUUGCUGUGAACUACUGUAGAUCUAUGAAGAGCAGUCCUGUGGGUUAGGUUUUGUGCCACAAAGGAAAUCUUAUUAUGCACUUAAACUAUUAAAAAUGACCAAUAAACUUCUUGUUCCAUGUUUGGUUUACAUUUAAUGCAUUGCAAAAACUCGUCAUUGAGUGGUUUGCCUCAGCAUAUUUUAUUUUUUUGAAUUUAUUUAAUUUAUUUUAAACAUGCUAUGUGUAGCUACAUGUAUAUAUGGUUUGUGUCGUCGAGUUUUGUGUGCUACUGAUUACCAUAUCCAAUUCCUGUGUGUCUGCUGAUGAAUUUGGCGAAUAAAGUAAUUGUAAUGAUUCUGAAACAUACUUUUUUGAAAAUAUGUGUUUAAAUUUGCAGUAAUGUCUAGCCAUUCUUUAUUGCUUAAUAUGGUGUGUAUAUGAGCUGAAUUUUAUGGUGGGAUUAUUGACAUUUAUUUAAUGCUCAGUGAGGUUCACCAUUGUUUCCUUGUGGUAUUAACACAUUUUAAAAUAGCAGAAUGCAUGACAUCCGCUUCCGAAGAACAUUUCUUUGUAAACUUCUUCAUUAAGCAGGAAGUUUCGCAAGAAAGUUAAAGUGUAACGCUCCCAAAGAUAGUUCAUACAAAAAUAAAACUUCUUAUUUAUCUUAACUUUGUUGCAAACCUGUAUAACUUUCUUCUGUGAAGCAUGAGUUAUUCAGAAGUUAUUCAGGUUAUACAGAAGGUUAUAGGGAACUGUAUAUAGUAAGCUAUAGUGAAUGAAGGGCAGUUGUGAAAGACUCUUGAUCUCGCAUUCUAACAACUGAUCCUACUCAAGUACUGCAACUGUUGUUAUAUUUAUUCAAAUGAUCAUUGAUGUUUGCAAUUGAUGCUGUUUACAUAAUGUAAAUGCUUAAUCUGUGCUGAAAAGGUAAAAUAAAAUUAAUAAACUGUG
This is a messenger RNA of Pimephales promelas (fathead minnow), 3825 nucleotides long. RefSeq names its product platelet-activating factor receptor (gene ptafr). Gene Ontology annotation, biological process: G protein-coupled receptor signaling pathway; chemotaxis. Gene Ontology annotation, molecular function: G protein-coupled purinergic nucleotide receptor activity; platelet activating factor receptor activity. Lineage: Eukaryota; Metazoa; Chordata; Actinopteri; Cypriniformes; Leuciscidae. Gene Ontology annotation, cellular component: membrane. The record is from RefSeq and is a predicted model, not a curated record.